Stomoxys calcitrans (stable fly) is the source of this 2337-nucleotide messenger RNA. RefSeq names its product protein escargot. The record is from RefSeq and is a predicted model, not a curated record. The transcript has a single exon. The coding region runs from base 120 to 1784 and encodes 554 amino acids. Gene Ontology annotation, biological process: regulation of DNA-templated transcription. Gene Ontology annotation, molecular function: RNA polymerase II cis-regulatory region sequence-specific DNA binding; DNA-binding transcription factor activity, RNA polymerase II-specific. NCBI's taxonomy places the organism in Eukaryota, Metazoa, Arthropoda, Insecta, Diptera, Muscidae.
UGAUCGCCAUUAUAAGUGAAAAUAAAUAAUAACAAGAGUUAUAAGAAAAAAAAAAAUCUUGAAAGAAACAAUUUAUGAAAACAAAAAACUUUAUAUAAGAGAAGAAAAAAACAAUCAAAAUGCAUAACAUUGAGGAUAUGUUAGUGGAAAAGAAUUACAGCAAGUGCCCCUUGAAAAAACGGCCGGUGCAUUAUCACUUCGAUGAAGAAGAGGAUACAGCCAUCAUGGAUAACCCGAAGAAAAUUCUCAAAUUGGAUAAUGAGGAACCUGAGAAUUUAAGCUUGAAAAAAGAGUCCAGCAGCAACAGUUCCAGUGAUAUCAGCAGUGCCACCAAACAGAUUUCAUCGUCGUCCUCCUCCUCCUCCCUAGCCGAAGAAGAUGAGAUGAUCAAUGUCAGCGAUUGCUGUGAGGAUGAGGGCGUUGAUGUCGAUCACACCGAUGAUGACAGCAUGUGCGGUGAUGAUGAGGAUGAAAUGAUCGAUUGUGUGGAUGUGGAGGAUAAUCAUGAUGCGGAGGCUAAUACCACACAGGCAGCAGCUUUGGCUGCAGCAGCCGCAGUUGCUGCGGCUUCAGCAGCGGCUGCCGUAGUGGUGCCUACACCCACUUAUCCCAAGUAUGGCAUACAGCCAUGGAAUUUCCAUAUGUCACCGUAUACCGCCGAGUUCUAUCGCACCAUCAACAAUCCUCAUUUGGCGCAACAAAUUUCACCGUUACGCGGAGAACUUUUAUCACCAAGUUCACCUUCCGAUUCCAUAGGGUCGUUAUCACCACCUCCACCACACCAUUACAUGUCGGGACGUUCCAGUUCAGUCUCACCACCCAUGCGCACCGAUGUCAUUCACCGACCCAUUGGGGUAAGACAAAUGCCACCACAAUCACCCUCGCAUAAUCAUCAUGGUCAGCAUCGUUUUAUGCCUUAUCCGCUGCCAGCCUAUCACCCACACCAUCAGACACCAGCCUCCUAUGCCUUGGGCUAUGCACCGCACCAUGCACCCAUAUCACCAGCCUAUUCGGAGUCCUCUUACUAUUCAAUGCGCUCAUUGACACCUGAAUCUUUGGCCUCGCCGGUUCCUGAAGAUUUGUCACUGAAACCAGCUCAACACAACAGUGCCAAAACUCCUCUGAAAUCCAUUUACAUAAAAAGCGAAAACAUCGAAACCUCCUCGAAUGCCUCCUCUUGCACCUCUACAUCUUUGAAAUCUUCAGCGACCACGAACACUUCGUCUGUUGGCUCAGCACCCGUCAAGAAAGAAAAAUCUGGUCCACCCCGCUAUCAGUGUCCGGAUUGUCAAAAGUCCUAUUCCACCUUUUCCGGCCUGACGAAACAUCAACAGUUCCAUUGUCCUGCGGCGGAGGGCAACCAGGUCAAGAAGUCCUUUAGCUGCAAGGAUUGUGACAAAACCUAUGUCUCUUUGGGAGCCUUGAAGAUGCACAUACGCACCCAUACCCUACCCUGCAAAUGCAACAUCUGCGGCAAAGCCUUUUCACGGCCGUGGCUGUUGCAGGGCCACAUAAGAACCCAUACGGGCGAGAAGCCCUUCAGCUGCCAACAUUGCCAUCGUGCCUUUGCCGAUCGCUCCAAUCUGAGGGCGCAUUUGCAAACACACUCAGAUAUUAAGAAAUAUUCCUGCACCAACUGUUCGAAAACCUUCUCCCGCAUGUCCUUGCUCACCAAACACUCCGAAGGCGGUUGCCAAGGUUCGCCUAGUGGCGGCAGCAGCAGCAAUAACACCACUAAUAACAGCACCGACCUGGCUGGGUAUCCCGUCUAUGGCGAACACUGAAGACGCCUGAAAACACUUUGAAACCGCCAAACUUUCGAAUAUCUCGUUUGCCAUACUCACCUACAACAAAAGAUAAAGAACCACCAAAAAUUAGUUCCUAAACAACAAACAAACAAGAAAUGCACUUUCUUGCAACUAUUUUCCCAAAACAAAAAUUCGCCCACAGUCUCGAAAAGAAAUGAACCUGGUGUUUUAUUUUCGCCCCCAAAGUUUUCUCAAAAAUCACAAAAGAAAGAAGGCUGAGCCUUUAUUGCUUAACAUUUACUUAUUUUUUCACUAUAAAAUCUCUAGUCAGCUUCUUGAAACGUUUUUUUCUGAAUUUUCUUUAAAAAAAAAUGCAUUUAUAACUCAACUUUUCUUUAACUAAUGUUUUUGUUUUUGUAGAGAGUGCCUGUACAAAUGUAUAAAUUUUUUAUGUUUUGUAAAUAUUUUGUAAAUUUUUUUUUUAAAUACUUCUUUAUAAGUUUUUUUUUCGAGCAAAACCCCAGACAGAAGACAAUGAAAAUUUAAAUUAAUUUCUAAGAGGAAGACAACAAAAAUAUGUAUUUUUUUA